CGCGGGCAAAGGGCGGCGACCCCUCGUGGACGUACGGACGGCCGGGUCCCGCCGGCCCGGGCCCGAGGACUUGCCCUCUCGCGCACCCGGGGUGCCCUCCCAGUGCCCUCCAGCGCGCCGGCGGGACCAUGAAGAAGUUCUCUCGGAUGCCCAAGUCGGAGGGCAGCGGCGGCGGGGCGGUGGCUGGCGGGGCCGUGGGCGCGGGGCUAGGCGGCAGCUUCGGAGGUUCGUCCCUGGGGGUCCGAGUGUUCGCCGUCGGCCGCUACCAGGUGACCCUGGAGGAGUCGCUGGCUGAAGGUGGAUUCUCCACGGUUUUCCUGGUGCGGACUCAUGGUGGAAUCCGAUGUGCACUGAAGCGAAUGUAUGUUAAUAACAUGCCUGACCUCAACAUUUGUAAAAGGGAAAUUACAAUUAUGAAAGAACUAUCUGGUCAUAAAAAUAUUGUUGGUUAUUUGGACUGUGCUGUCAAUUCCAUUAGUGAUAAUGUGUGGGAAGUGCUUAUCUUAAUGGAGUACUGUCGAGCUGGGCAGGUGGUGAAUCAGAUGAACAAGAAGCUGCAGACAGGGUUUACUGAAUCCGAAGUGUUACAAAUCUUCUGUGAUACCUGUGAAGCUGUCGCAAGGUUGCAUCAGUGUAAGACCCCCAUAAUUCACCGAGAUCUGAAGGUAGAAAAUAUUUUGUUAAAUGACACCGGAAAUUAUGUACUCUGUGACUUUGGCAGUGCCACUAAUAAAUUUCUUAAUCCUCAAAAAGAUGGAGUUAAUGUAGUAGAAGAAGAAAUUAAAAAAUAUACGACUCUGUCAUACAGAGCUCCUGAAAUGAUCAACCUUUAUGGAGGGAAGCCCAUCACCACCAAGGCUGAUAUCUGGGCCCUGGGAUGUUUACUGUACAAACUUUGUUUCUUCACUCUUCCUUUUGGUGAGAGUCAGGUUGCCAUCUGUGAUAGCAGCUUUACCAUCCCAGAUAAUUCUCGGUACUCCCAUAAUAUACAUUGCUUAAUCAGGUACAUGCUUGAGCCAGAUCCAGAGUGCAGACCUGAUAUUUUUCAAGUGUCCUAUUUUGCAUUUAAAUUUGCCAAAAAGGAUUGUCCAGUCUCCAACAUCAAUAAUUCCCCUCUUCCUUCAGCUCUUCCUGAACCGAUGACAGCGAGUGAAGCAGCUGCCAGGAAAAGCCACAUGAAGGCCAGAAUAACAGACACCAUUGGACCAACAGAAACCUCAAUUGCACCAAGGCAAAGACCAAAGGCCAACUCCACUACCACCACUCCCAGUAUGCUGACCAUUCAAAGUUCAGCAACACCUGUUAAAGUCCCUGUUCCUAUUGAAUUCAGUAACCACAGACCAAAAGGACCCCUGAGACCUGAAAAUAGCCCUGAAAUGUUGCUGAGUCAGGCGCCCCUUCAGCAUCCACCACAGCAGCAUCGAGUACUCCAGCAAUUGCAGCAGGGAGACUGGAGAUUGCAGCAGCUUCAUUUGCAGCAUCGUCCGCAGCAGCAGCAGCAAUUGCUUCAAGAUGCUUAUUUGCAGCAGUAUCAGCAUGCAGUACAGCAGCAGCAGGUACUUCAGCAGCAAUUUCUAAUGCAUUCAGUCUGUCAACCACAACUUCAUGCAUCACAGUAUCCUCCAAUGAUGCAGCAUUAUCAGCAGGCUUUCCCGCAACAGCAGAUGCUAGCUCAACAUCAGCAGCCUCAACAGCAGGCAUCUCCUGAGUAUCUUACCUCUCCGCAAGAGUGCUCGCCAGCCUUAGUUUCCUAUGCUUCAUCACUUCCAGCUCAGGUUGGAACCAUAGUGGACUCCUCUAAUAGUGCCAGUAGGUCAGUUGCUGAGAAAGAGGCAGUUGCAAAUUUUACACAUCAGAAGAACAUCAGUCACCCACCUGAUAUGUCAGGGUGGAAUCCUUUUGGAGAAGAUAAUUUUUCCAAGUUAACGGAAGAAGAACUGUUGGACAGAGAAUUUGACCUUCUAAGAUCAAACAGGCUCGAGGAGAGAGCAUCCUCAGAUAAGAAUAUAGACCCACUCUCUGCUCCACAUUACCAUCCUCCAGAGGAUCCUUUUGGUUCUGUUCCUUUCAUUUCUCACUCAGGUUCUCCUGAAAAGAAAGUUGAGCAUUCUACAAAUAAAAAGAACAGUACUUCAAACCCUACCAAAAAUGGAAAAGUUGGUCCCAUAUGUAAAGAUCAGCAGACUGCAAAGAAAACCUCAGAGAAUCCAUCAGUACGGGCACAAAUACAGAAGGGGAAUGAUGAUUCUGAAAGUGAUUUUGAGUCCGAUCCCCCUUCUCCUAAGAGCAGCGAAGAAGAGGAGCAAGAGGAUGAAGAGGUUCAGGGAGAACAAGGAGACUUUAAUGAUGACGACACUGAGCCAGAAAACCUGGGUCACAGGCCUCUCCUCAUGGAUUCUGAAGAUGAGGAAGAGGAGGAGAAACAUAGCUCUGAUUCUGAGUAUGAACAGGUUAAAGCAAAGUAUAGUGACAUGAACCCUGUGUACAGAGGUACAUCUGGUGGUGGGCAGAGCCCAGACCCUAACAUAGCACUCCUCCCCCCAGCCCUCUCACCCUCUGAGGCAGAGACGCCCCAUCAGGAGUUUGAUGUGUUUGGUGCUGUUCCCUUCUUUGCAGUGCACACUCAACAGCCCCAGCAUGGUGAAAAUGAGAAGAAUCUCUCCCAGCAGACAUUUCCAGAGCAAGAAGAGUUCGAUGUGUUCUCAAAGGCACCCUUCAGCAAGAAAGUGAACGUACAGGACUGCUCUGCAACACGGCCUGAGGCACUUAAUCUACCCAGCCAGCCCAAAAGUGUAGACAUAUUUGGCUUCACACCCUUUCAGCCCUUUUCCACAUCAACAAGUAAAAGUGAAAGCAAGGAGGACCUUUUUGGGCUUGUGCCCUUUGAAGAAAUAACUGGGAGUCAGCAGCAGAAAGUCAAACAGCGUAGCUUGCAGAAACUGUCCUCUCGGCAGAGACGCACAAAGCAGGACAUGUCCAAAAGCAACGGGAAGCGCCAUCACGGCACCCCAACCAGCACAAAGAAGACUCUGAAGCCUCCCUACCGCACCCCUGAGAGACCUCGCAGGCACAAGAAGGUGGGCCGCCGAGACUCGCAAAGCAGCAAUGAGUUUUUAACCAUCUCAGACUCCAAGGAGAACAUCAGCGUUGCACUGAAUGAUGGCAAAGACAGGAGCAAUGUUCUGCAACCUGAGGAGGGUCUGUUGGACCCCUUUGGUGCCAAGCCUUUCCAUCCUCCAGACCUUCCAUGGCACCAGUCCCAUCAGGGCCUGAGCGACAUCUGUGUUGAUCACAAUACCAUCUUGCCUGGAUGGCCAAGACAGAAUUCAUUACAUGGGUCAUUCCAUAGUGCAGAUGCGUUGAAAAUGGAUGACUUUGGUGCUGUGCCCUUUACAGAACUUGUGGUACAAAGCAUCCCGCCACAUCAGUCCCAACAGUCCCAGCCAGUUGAAUUAGACCCAUUCGGUGCUGCUCCAUUUCCUUCUAAACAGUAGAUACAGACGGCUCUUGGAAUUAACUCCUGUUUCAAAAAAGUAUGAAUAGUUUUAUGAAUUUGAAAGAAAAUUUAUUUGUAUAGUUGUUUGUAUCAUUCAUUCUUACAGGUUAAUCAGGAUAGCUGAUUUUAAAGUAAACCAAAUAGAAGAAGGAAAUCUCUCUACAGGUAGCUAGUUAAUGCAUCUUUCAAACAGGAGGGAGCUAAUCUGAAAGCUCUGAGGCCUUCUCUGGUAUAGUGGCACAAGAGAUGCAGGCGUGGUACUGGGAGGGAAAGCACAGGGAACCGUGCAAGUGUGCAGCCAACCAGGAGGGACAGGAAAGAGGGGCCGCUUUUCAUAUCAGAACGUCACUUAUGUGCACAUCCCAGAUCCAGCCUUCAAACCAGGCUGACUUGUACAUGCAGGUUGUGUUUAUGAAUGCUCAGAAAGGUCUUUUCUCUUUUCCACCCAGAAGAAAAGUUGAGCUCUCUGGAAGAAUCAGCACAGUAUCUGCAGAGUGCAGACCAGUUCAUACACCUUUCUCUACAAAGCAGAGCCAGAAGUAACUAUUGUGCCUACAACUCUGCUGCAUUCUUCAAAACAAGUGCCAUUAAUAUGGAAUAUCUAAUAAGUAUAUGAAAUAAUGUACAUAUUGACUCAGUUUAGCUCUUCUGUAGUGCAUACAUCAAACCAUGUAGGUAGGUGAUAAAAAUAUGAUUUUUAAUCUGUCAAAAAAUAAAUUUUUAAAAAUAUGGAAUGCUUAAUAGAAGCCUACAGCAAAAAUAUAAAGAGCGAUAUCUGGCAUUUGAAAAAUGUAAAAGAAUGGUAUGUAAAAAAGAAAAAAGUGAAUACUUUAGAAAUACUCUAUAUUGUUUUUGAAUGGCUUCUUGCCAAAACCUUUUUCCAUCAUGUCCCCAGUGAAGCACAGUGAUAAAAAGUGGGGGGACAAGGGUUAUAUAGAAAUUUUAUUUCAGGAAAUAUGUAGCUGAAUCCUUAAAAAUUUAAUGUUUACAGUGGAAAAUCAUGUUGGAUUUAAUAAUGUUCCUUAUAAUUACCACCUUCACCAAAUAUUCCCCAAGUUAUGAGCACCAAUUAUUUUAGUUCGGGUGGGUGAAGUAGUUUUAAUAAAGUGCACAGAACAGUGACACUGAUAAAGCCUUACUGGUGGGACGCACACAUCCUGCUGCCAGGACCUCUGCACGAACAGCCAGACCACAGUGGGUAAGGAUUAGAUUGAGGGACUAGGGACUUAAUUCUGCUAGCUGUCUGCAUCUUUAGUGAAAAGAACCCAGCUACCAAAUUGCCUUUCUUUAUACCACCAAUCAUAAUCAGAAACUUGAAAUUUUACAGAAAUUGCUUUUAAUGAUAGCAAUUAUGUAUGAAUUAAUGUGAAUAUACUAUCUGUGCUUGUGUCUGUUUUGUUAUAACUGUCUGUCUCUAUCAGACUAACAUUUAGAAGUUUCUAGAAUUGUUAACAGCUAUUUACAAAAAGGGAUAAACUUUUAUCACUGGCAUUCUCCUUGAUUGCUCUAUUUUAAAUUAAGUAUCUUUACCCUCAAUUAAAGUGUGUCUUCUGGGUAAUCUUAUUAAAAUCUCUUACAGUGCCCAGUAGGAUAAAUUAUUUGCCUAUUUCCACAGUUCUGAACUUGGAAUGAAGCAAAGUAUAUGUAACUCAAUCACACAUUCAGCUCUUACUGCUGCCUUUUGUCUUCUGCAUGUUCAAAUCAGUUUGAAAAGUGGCUGGGAAACAGUAUAUGAAUCACAAUGUAGCAGAGGCAGUCAGGCAUUAUGUCUCUACCUAGAGCUGCAGCAUACCAAUCACUGUCCUUGUGCCAAAGGAAAAUACUGUUUGCACCUUUUUUUCUGAUUCUCAGGUUAAUUAACAUUGCUAAUACAAAUGUUCAAGUAGGUCUUUUUUAAACUACAAAAUAGAUUCAAGUGAAACUUUCUAUUAAGAGUUGAUUACACACAGUAAAUUUGUGAACUACACAGUAGGUUUUGUAUCAAACAGAAGAUGUUAUCAUUUAGAAGGGUAGUAGAUGAACUCAUGUGGUCUCCUGAGAUGUAAAUAUGAAAUUGUAGUUUUAUGUGUUCUUCAAUACACUGAAUUAAGUGAUUACUGAUGUAGACACUUUAACUUGUGCUGGAUAAAUUCUUCGAAAAGAACUCUGCAUAGCUUAAAAUGUUUACAUUGUUGUUUAUUGUAGCAGUCUGGUGACUUCCUCUUUUGAGACUAGCUCAGAGGAAAGAUUUAGUAUUUAACAAAGAUCCAGUGGGACAGUUUUUUUGUGUUGACGUCAGAGGCAUUUUCUCAAGGUGUAGAGAUUCGGACUUCCAUAUUCAGUCUUCCCACCUACCACUGUCACUCCAUACAGCUGAUGCUAGGGUCAAAUUCCUUUAUGAGAAUUAAACUCCCAAGGCAUGUAAAAGCAUUUAGCCAGUAUCCAGCACGAGUGGCUCUAUUAUGGGAUGGCCCAGUUCUGGUUUAAGGAAUGUCAAUUGGGUGUGCCCUGUGCUUCUAAGUAAGCAAAGUAGUCAUAACUCUAAACCUGUUAUACUUGAACAUCACUAAGGGAAGUAACAUUAAGAACCUAGUAAGAAUCUACGGCCAAAGUUGUUUCCUAGCAGCUUUAAUAUUGCUUGUUAACUUUGAAUCAUGUGUUAAAAAGUGGACCAUCUGUUUAACUUUCAUUACUUCACUAAAAUGUUAGUACUGGGAAAUACCAGCUUUUGUAGUAAAAAAAAAAAAAAUGUAUCUGCUAAGAUGUAAAAAUUGCUCAGUAUAUACAGUUGGAGGAGAAAAAGUUUGUCAUAAGCUGGAUGAAAAUGUAACUGACUAGAACUGUAAGCCCCUCACCCUGUAUGUGUGCACUUGGGUACAGUUAGUGAAAAACGUGGAUUCAGAGCAAUGCACCUUUCAGUCCUACCCUGUUUCCUGUUUAACAGGACCGACUAUUAUGUCCAUCUUGCUGGUGGAAUACAGAGGUGGAGUCCGCUCUUCUGUGCUGGCAUUCACCAAGCAGACUGGUCUGAAGGCUCAGCCACUUGCUGGGUUUAUCUUAGGUUUUGGUACUUCACAUAAGCACUGUUAGAAGGUACAAGUGUAUUAGUGUCACUAGUUCUGAAGAGUUUGGGUACAUUUGUUCUAAUAUAUACAGAAUGUGUAGUGAACUUUUUCUUUUUUAGCAGAACUAGUCUCAUCAAUUUAGGUCCAAUUAUUGACAGUCUACUGUGAGAAGGAGAUGACAUAUCUACUGUGAGAAUAGCAAAUGAUUGUUUGAAGACUUUCAUACUCAGUGGUGUUUUUAUUAAGACACAUACAUGCAUGUAUAUCACAUCUCUACUAUGGAGUUAAUGUGAAUUUUUAAAAAAUGGCAAUCAUGUUUUUUUAAAAAAAGAACAUUCACUACUAGUGAGGGUUUACAGAAGCCACUAAAAGAAGGAAGGAGAUGAAAAUACAAAGGGUCAUCAUUUUAGUUUUUUUUAAUUUUCAGAAUUGUGUUAUUACUAUGCUCUUUUGUUUUUGAAAAGUUUCAUUUAAUAGAAGUAGAAGCAACUUGUUUUUUUCUUUUGUGGUGCUGGGGAUUGAACUGGGGCCUUGCACAUGCUAGGCAAGUGCUCUACCACUGAGCUACACCUCCAGCAUGGAAGCUACUUUUUAAUUGCUGGCCAACAGCUUUAAGUGCACUUUCUUUGAUUACACUUCCAGUUUUGUUAAACUUGAAUUUUCUGAAGCCUUUUAUGUACCACUAGCAAAUAACUUUAACCUUUAAACAAACAGGACUUACAUCUUUUAGUUUUGUUCUAAUUGUUUUAAAUAAACUUGCUAAAGUAACUUAAGUCCUCAGAGAUAGUUGGGAAACUGUUAUGAAAUAGAAUUCAGUUGCUCUUCACCUCGAUACCUAAUUAAGCACUAAUUUUAUUACUUUAUUGCCUUUACAAUGCUUAUUCUUGAAUUCUAUCCUUGAUUGACUAUUGUGUUUGAAAUUUAAAGUUAUUUUCUUACUGUAUUUAUCAUACCUACUGUUUUAAUAAUCUGCCUUCUUUAAAUGCAAUAAAUCCCAAAUGGGUUGCUUAUUCUUUAUAAU
Molecule: messenger RNA, 7561 nt
Organism: Nannospalax galili (Upper Galilee mountains blind mole rat)
Lineage: Eukaryota; Metazoa; Chordata; Mammalia; Rodentia; Spalacidae
Gene: Bmp2k
Product: BMP2 inducible kinase
Exons: 16
Coding region: 129-3494 (1121 amino acids)
Biological process (GO): protein phosphorylation
Molecular function (GO): protein kinase activity; ATP binding
Source: RefSeq, a predicted model, not a curated record